AUGUUUAUUCAGGUACCCGAUUCUGUGAACAAAUCCCUCAAAAGAGGCCAUGUUCCUAGAACACAGAUUCACUAUCCGAGAUAUUCCUUUCAAAAUCAAGUCGCUGUUAACGCUGUUUGGAUAGGCAGCGCUAACUCCGGCGUACACGAGUCACGAAACAUGCUAGUUGGUGGACACGAUCACUGCAAUUGUGGAGCAGAGCAAGUGAGACCCGCAGUUGGUCCCGGCUGGAUCCCGUGGAAUCCCGCGAUGGUACCCACCCACGAACAACACCGAAUGUGUCGAGAACUUUAUAGUAAUUUAGUUUGUCCACAAAGCGCAGUUACGAGGGAAAGCAUAGUUAACCAAAACAGGCAGAAUUUUUUUACCAUAAAAGAAGAAGUGUCAGCUGACAAAGAGGAUGAGUGUAGUGAAGAAGAUGAUAUCGAAAGCAUAGGAUCGCCGCGCUCAUUAGCUUCUUCAGGCUCCACCAGCAGUCGCGAUGAUACCUUGAUUAACCUCAGCUCAGAGUUGUUGAGCUCGUCAGGGGCACAAGCACCUGCUGCCAAGCCACGCUCCCAACAGGUAAACCCCUGGGGUAAGGCUUCAUACUCUGACCUUAUCACAAUGGCCAUAACAUCCACGGACGACAAUAUGAUGACUUUAUCAGACAUUUACAGUUGGAUUGUCAAGAACGUGCCGUAUUUCAACGACAAAGGAACUUAUUUAUCAGUGCAGGGUUGGAAGGUAGGUCUAAGACAGUUCGGUAUUAUGUAACACCACACUUGUUUUUCGCCUCACUGCUAACAGUUCUCCAAACCUCUUCACACGGCAGUUGUUAAAUUUGCGUUUAGGUCUUCAAACACGCACAAUUUAACAGUUAAAUAGCCUUAAGGUUAGACAGUACAUACCCACCUUACAUUUUAUUGGGAUAAGAAAACCAAAAAAGAUCCGAAAAGCUCAUUACUUAAGUCACUCUUAUGUCUAACGAAAUUGUCGCUGAGUUACUGCCCUUAAUAAAGCAAAUUUAAUUUUUUCAUAUUAAGUCACCCUCCACUAAGCAUAUUAGGAAUACCUUUCGCUUUCAUUUGUUGUAUUUAGAAUAUUUUAUUCAAUUGCUGCUAGUUUACUUAAAAAAGAAAUUUAAAGAAUUCUUCUAGAAUUUUAUUGUAAAAUCCUUUUAACGUCAGUUUUUUCAUUUUUUCACGGGAGAGGCUAAGCUAUUUUCUACAACACGUUGUUGGAAAACGAGCUAUAAUGAUAGUUUUCAAAAGGAAGGAAAACCAGGAUUUCGCCCUUGAACGUGGGAAAAAAAACGCAACCUUAGAAGAAUAAUUCAGAAUAUUUACUGAAAUUGGGAUCUUAGAGAACUUGGCAUAAAAUUAAGAUUGUACAAAACUAAUGUUUAGUUUUAAAAAAAAGUAAAUGAAUAAAUACAAAUAACCAGGUAAUUGUUUGGAUUUGGAUUUGGACCAAUAUGUCACCAUUGGUUUAAUUUACGCAGUCAAGAAACAAAGGAAUAUUUAUAUUUGUGUGAUUCGUGACCAAGAAACUGAGUACUGGGUUGACCAACGGAAUACUUAAAACAGACAUUUCCGAGGCUGUUUUCCGCUCUCGUCUCGGGUUUAAGUCUUCCUGUGUACGUUGCGAUAAUUUCUUCUUCAAUAAAAAAAGCAAAACCGAUGUUUUAUGGCAUUUAUGAUUGCAACAGUAUCAGUUACUGCUAAAUUCGUCUUAAAGUAAAUCAGGGCAUUUUCUUAUUGUUGGGGUAAACGCCUGAAUUAACGAAAUUUUCUCGCUGGUUCCAAAUCAUCGUCGAUUGCCUUCCAUUGCCUGUAAUUUUUGUGAGAGGAAAGCCUCAAAGCUUCUAAAUCCUCCAGCAAUCCUUUUGUCUCUUUGAAAUCUAGGAAGAGUUGAAUUUCUUUUUGAAAAGUCUAGGAGAAGCGAUGUGCAACACGGUAGAACCGAGUGCUCUAGUAAACCAUUCGUGACAACAUCAACUAUUCACGUCAUAUGACAACUGCAGUUUAAGAUGAUUCCGAAAUGAAUUACAGAAGUUGACAGAGGGCAUAGGAAACUUUUUUCUAUGUGCAACUGAAACUAAAACCGGCUAAGAACGAAACGGCCGUUUUCGCUGAUACAUAUUUCUUUCUUAAUGAUGGAGGAUUUCUUCAUUGAAUCUGAUCAUUUCAAAAAUGAAGUCAAUGAAGUGAGGGAAAAAUAUAAACUUAGAACGCGGACUUCCUACGUUAAGGUCUCAUGACGCAUCCCUGACAAUAUCGUAAGCACUCUCUUCUACAAAGAAACGUUUUAAACUGAAACGCGCCAUAAAGUUUUGCCAACGGCAAGAAAUUUCCAGAACUUGUUCAUUCUUUAGAACCGCAUUGUUUUCUCUUGAUAAACACAUAAAUUAGCUGUAAUUCACGUUCUUGUGCUGAGUCAGUUAAAGCUAGAGAUAGUAAACACAAUGAAACUUAUUACAACAGGAAGUAUAAGGUCAGGGCAUAUUUAACGAUGAUAUCGAACUUAGCUCAAAUUUAGUACUACCUUAGCAAUGACAACGCAUUUUAUCUAUUUUUUUUUUCAACACGUGUGCGCGUCUUGUGAGGUCGUACUAAAAUAACCUCUAUUACAGAACUCUUAUAGUGAUCUAGUUUUAAUUUUGGCCCGCGCGUAGGGUGAAUUGAUUCUGUAGCCAGCCAAAGUAGUGGGAGUUUUAAAUAUACCUGACUAGAUUUAAGUUUAAUUAUCUUAAGGCAACAUUUCAAUGUAGAUUUAAGCUGUGCAUACUGACCUCGCUCUUUAGGUUACAUUUAAUCUAUCAUAUUAUCAUCAACUUAACAUCAUCUAGAAUCAUCAUUAGGUGCAAACCACUCGAAGUUGGUCGAUUGUCUUAGAUGUCUACGUCAAAUGUUCUUUCCCCAACCUCCCACACUUGUUAUAAUUCAUCUUCUUCAAGUCCUCCAUAUUAUUCACCUAUUGUCAUGUGCUGUAAUGUAAUGUUACGGAUGAGAGGGCAAACGUACGUGUACUAGUUAACAUUAUAUAAGCGAAUACUAAGCUAGUCAGGACAUCAACAUGCAAGAGCGCUAGCCACUGGCUUCCGCUAUCGGUCUAUUUAUUAGCUUGUAAACAGUAACCCACUCAACCCAUCAUAUGUAUCCUAUAAUAAUAAUCAACAUUAUAUCUUAUGAUAAAUCUAAAAAUCAUUUUCUCUCUCGACAGAACGCGGUACGUCACACUCUAUCGCUCAGAAAGCGUUUCGUUCGAGUCCCAGACCCCAAGCGACCAUACAAGUCGAUGUGGACAAUUUCGGACGAUUAUCAACGAAACCAUCUAAAAGACAAACAGAGGCACUUAAAGAUGAAAAGAAGAAGUGAGAAUGCGCAAGGAAGUAGUCAAACAAUGGAUUUAGAUGAGGCAGCGUCUUGAAAGAGCCAAGAUGACUUAGCAAAAUGAUUAAGGCAACAGAACUAUGAUCUGUGAUCUCCUCCUAUCCGAGCCAAUUCUAUAGGAAAGAAAAAUAAGAAAAACCCGUUCAAUGACGAGAUCAUAGACGUAGGGAGCUCUGUCAUGAAACUCUGAGUAAGAGAUUAGCAACAAACAAAGAUAUCUUAAGAUUGAAAAAAAAUAUUUAUUCACCAAACCAAUUGUUUGGUAAAAUGGAAAACUACCAGAAAGGUAACACAAACACUAAGUACAGAGAAAGGCGAGAAUAAAAAAAAAGAAAAAGAAAAAGAAUUGAGGCCAACUUUUUUAAGAUGGUGACAACGUGACAUAGCUCCUUAACAAAAGUUGGCGGAUUGUUUUCUUUCUGAGAAGCUAGAAAAAAAUCCACCCUGGGAAUGGCAGGGGAUUGAGAAGCGGCGGUGAGGGGAGCGGGGUGGGGGCAGAGGUACUGUGGAUUCAACGUGACGGGAUAAUCAGUUGGGGCAGAAAUGCAAACAAAACAGCAGCCUUGGCUCUAAAAGCGAGAAAUGUAAUAUCCCCAUAACUAAAACACCCGAAUCCCAUUUUUCUCGAGUCUCGAGCCUCUCGCAUGCAAAUAAAAGAUCGUCCUAUCCGACCAAAAAUCUCAAAAUAGCAAAUUGCGAACCAAUAAAACUUAUUAUUAUUUAUUAUUUUCAUCAUCAUCUUCAUCAUCAUCAAAAAAAUUCAAUCAGGAGUAUUCCCCACCCACACCACCCUGGGAAACACAACCCACCUUUUUAGCUCUGGUUAGAGGAAACCAUCGUACCAGACUUAAAAGUCAAUGGACAAUAUUUUUGAAAUGUGCAUUUACCACUUACAUGCAUGCGCUGUAUUUGUUAUCAUUAAGGUUAUGUGUAAAUAUUAGUGUCUAGUAUUGUAUUUUUAUAAUUGUUAACUGUUAAUAGUAGAAGGCAAAUUAUAAAAGGAAAUUAUUUUAAUUUGUAAUUAUAUAAAUUAUAUGAUAUAUAAAACAAACCGUAGAAAAGAGAUUUAUCUUUUAUAUCAAAGAUCUGCUUGUAUAAGGCGAGAUGUUAUAAAAGUAAAUAUAUAUUUGUCUUGUUAUAAUAAAUGCGAUGAGCCUCAGU
Porites evermanni is the source of this 4535-nucleotide messenger RNA. Lineage: Eukaryota; Metazoa; Cnidaria; Anthozoa; Scleractinia; Poritidae. The record is from the annotation of a GenBank genome assembly.